Molecule: messenger RNA, 4426 nt
Organism: Monopterus albus (swamp eel)
Lineage: Eukaryota; Metazoa; Chordata; Actinopteri; Synbranchiformes; Synbranchidae
Gene: pax2a
Product: paired box 2a
Exons: 10
Coding region: 526-1779 (417 amino acids)
Biological process (GO): anatomical structure development; regulation of transcription by RNA polymerase II
Molecular function (GO): RNA polymerase II cis-regulatory region sequence-specific DNA binding; DNA-binding transcription factor activity, RNA polymerase II-specific
Source: RefSeq, a predicted model, not a curated record
UCUCAGCCCAAAGCUUCGCUCAGGCACAGCCCAUUUUGGAGGAGCGGGGGACGCACAGCGACUUCGCCUUGUCCGUGUUGUUGUCAUCUCCGCCCCUAUCUGGUUAAACCACAGAGCCCGCUGGUCCUCCACGUCGUGAAAGGAGAGGGAUAUUUCGGCCGCAGAUUCCCGAGUGGACCCGUUAUGACUUCAGCUACUCCUCUUUUUCCUUCAUGAUGUCUUUUAAACACUGACCCGAUUUGAGCCAAUGUUGCUGCGACUGGUGCGCUCUGCACACGCGUGGGUCAUGCUCUGCACCUGACAGCCCCUCUGCAGACUUUUGAGUUUAGACUUGAACAGGAGGAAAACUUGACGUCGCCCUAACAAGUUAUCCACUGCUGCAGCCUGCGGACGCCCCCCACACGGACUGUUUUACACCAAAAUACAAAUCUUUCUCUCUUUCUUUUUUUUUUUACUCAUUUAAAGCUGCAUCACCGAGGCGAAACGGCGACCUCAGUCGAUUACCUUUCUUUCCUUUGCUAUCCCAUGGAUAUUCACUGCAAAGCAGACCCCUUCUCAGCGAUGCACCUAUCCCACGCAGGGCACGGCGGUGUGAACCAGCUCGGCGGGGUGUUUGUCAACGGCAGACCCCUCCCGGACGUGGUGAGGCAGCGGAUCGUAGAGCUGGCCCACCAGGGCGUCCGGCCCUGCGACAUCUCCAGACAGCUACGGGUCAGUCACGGCUGUGUCAGCAAAAUCCUCGGCAGGUACUAUGAAACCGGCAGUAUUAAACCCGGAGUCAUUGGCGGCUCCAAACCUAAAGUUGCAACUCCGAAAGUGGUGGAUAAAAUUGCAGAAUAUAAACGCCAGAACCCGACCAUGUUCGCUUGGGAGAUACGGGACCGGCUAUUGGCUGAGGGGGUCUGCGACAACGACACAGUCCCCAGCGUUUCCUCCAUCAACAGAAUUAUCCGCACCAAAGUCCAGCAGCAGUUCCACCCUUCCCCUGACGGAUCUGUUACGCCACUUUCCACGCCUGGCCACACUAUAGUACCCAGCACAGCCUCCCCCCCUGUGACCAGCGCCUCCAACGAUCCCGUAGGAUCCUAUUCCAUCAACGGCAUUCUGGGUAUCCCCCGCUCCAAUGGCGAGAAGAGGAAACGAGAAGAUGAUGGCUCUGAUGGCUCAGCCCCUGGCAGUGACUCUCAGGGCAGUGUGGAGAGUUUAAGGAAGCACCUGCGAGCAGACGCCUUCACCCAGCAGCAGCUGGAGGCCCUGGAUCGUGUGUUUGAACGUCCUUCUUACCCUGAUGUCUUCCCCACUUCAGAACACAUCAAACCUGAACAGGCAAAUGAGUACUCUCUCCCAUCGCUGAACGCUGGCCUGGAGGACGUAAAACCGAGCCUCUCCACCAGCGCAAGCUCCGACCUCGCCUCCAGUGUCUCCCAGAGUUACUCUGUUGUAACAGGUCGAGACAUGGCCAGUACCACCUUACCUGGCUACCCGCCGCAUGUCCCCCCCACAGGACAAGGCAGCUACCCCACCUCAACACUGGCUGGAAUGGUUCCUGGAGGGGACUUUUCUGGAAACCCUUACUCUCAUCCACAAUACACCACUUACAACGAAGCAUGGCGGGUCAGCAAUCCAGCAUUACUAAUGCCGCAUCCCGUGGCUCCGCCCCCCCCACUGCUGCCACUGCCUACGACCGCCCCCCCCCCCCCCCCCCCCGCCACUAGUUACCAUGGAGACCAGCUCAAACUGCAGGGCCAGGGCUUCGGCCUCCAUAUUGUCCCCGUCUGAGAAACACUGAGGUCAAAGGGCAGUGAGGUGGAAUUCCAAAGGAAACCCUGGGAUGCUCUGUGAUGUGAAGGAAGGAUCAGCGAGGUCGACACCGGUGCAUCAAGCACAGCUUCAGCGUUUCAUACUUUGGGUCAAAAAGGCCCGCGGGCUUUCAGAACCUACCCAUUAUGCCCUCACUCUCUCACAGGCCUGAACAUUUCGAGAACUGACUUUAAGAGAUUAUAUAAAUAUAUAUAUUAUAAAAUAUAAAUUGAAGAAAAACAGUGUGAUGAAUACCAUGUGGAAAAGAUGUUGUGGGAUUUUAUUUUUGUUUUUUGUUGCUGUUGUUGUUGUUGUUAUUUUAUUCAUGGAUCCUCACAUUCCUUUACAUAAUGGACUGCAGUAUUUUUCUGCUCUAAAGAGAAAAGUCCAGGGGAGACAAUGGUCCCAUAGCUUGAUGAUGCAGCAACUUGAAUCAGUGUUGUGGGGCCCCUCUGAUAUUUAAUGAGAUCCUGGCUCCAUAGUGAAGGGUGGGCUUUAUUCUGGUGCUUUGACUACAUCUUCUGCUCUCAUUUCUCCAGUCCCACCUACAGUAUCAGACAAAGACGACAUGUCCCAUGGCAUUUACUGACACUAAAUAGACUGAUUCCCUGUGGCAAACAAUCAGAUGUAAAAAUGUAAAUCAUUUUUCAAAGAAUUAAAAAUUGUAAUGACCAUGAACUCAAAAUGGUCUUGCCAGAAUUUUGAAUACUUAAAUUACUUACCUAAAUUAUUUUUUCUGACAGUUUUAAUCUAUAAGAAAGAUUUUUCAGAAGAGUUGUCACAGUUUACUCAUUUUCCAGUCAUGUCCAUGCCCAUGCAUGAUUAUUAUUUGCACUAUAAUCUCAUUUUAUUUGAUUUAUUCGGUACAUUCACUUAAAGUUAAGUCUAAUUAAUCCACCAAGUUAAAAUAUAAGUUAAAAAUAAUUGUUUUAGAUGUAUAAACAAAAGGCAGAGAGGCAUGCUUUUGAGUGAAUAUCAUUUUAAGAGUAAAAGUGAUAUGUUCACAAUUCUGAAGACAUUGUAAGUCAUAGCUCUUUGGCUACAUGAACAAAUUUCAAUUCUCCUGGGUUGUACAUCAUUCAGCUACUUAGUCAUACCACUAGAUGCCUACACAGUUUAGAAAGCUGCACACAGUUGGGAAAACCAACUGUAAAUUAGCUUCAACAAUUGCCUUACAAACAUGUAUUUUUUUUUCCAACCUAAAUUCAUGCCUGUUCAAUAAAGUUGACUACCUUUACAAGCACAUGUUCACUCCCCUCCUUGAGUUAUGUUCAACUCUCCAUAGGGCCUGAAACGAUACACUGAUUCAGUUCAGUUUUUUGGAAAAUAUUUUGUGAAUGUACUUUUAACUACAUUUGCCAAAGACUUAGUUUGAUAUUUAAUAUUUUAUUUACAGUAUAUGUAUGCAUAAAUAAAGCAGUAUUAUCUCUUAAGUAGUCAACACUGAACAUGUAUGUUGUGACUUUUCAACAGGCGAGCAACAUGAUGCUCAUGACUGUAAUGAAAAAGGUGAUAUUCAGUGACUCAAUAUUCCAACAGUUGCAACAAAUGCUGCUUUGUAGAAUGAUUUGUGAAUAAAUGUGAAGACAAUUCUUCUCUGUAAAUAAUAUCACACACACCAUUGCAGUAUCUACUAACGUACUGGCUCCCUUUGUAGAUAUACAGACUGAAAAAAAACAUGCAUUACAUUUGCAUCUUAAUGUAAUGUGUUCUGAGGAGAUGCACAGCUACUGUAUAACCUGUGGCUACAUCAGAGGCAGGUUUCUGACGCUAACAUCACAUAAGUUGUCUUUGUCAUUUUAUUUUAUGUCCAUGAUCUUGUCAUGAUGAUGUUUUAUGUCACUAUGCAAUGAGUUAAAUGGCUUUCUGUAUCAUCUUUUGUUGUUGGGCUCAGAAUGAGCAAUCCCAGUGGAGAACAGCAUAAAGGUUAGAAAGUACAUAAGAUGUAAAAUGGUUUCUCUCUGGUUUCACUUUUGUUCCAAAAAUUCCCUCAAACAAAUAUGUGAUCAAACUGAAGUUCUUGGCAACAAUCAAAGAUAUUGUCCUGUUUGUUGUUAGUAGAUGUCGUGAUCAUUAUGUUAACUCAAAUUAGUCCUCUGUGCCUCCAUGUAUAAAAACACAUCAACACUUAUUCCCGGCUGCCCAUCUCUCCUCCCUCUCUCCACGCUGCUCUUUUCUCACUCCCUCCACUCUCUCAGCACCGUGACCAAUACAACUCUUUAGCAUAAGGCAUCCAAGAUGAAAUUUACUUUAAUUCUACACAAGUAAAUACAUCUUCUGGUACCAGGGUUAACUGUCAUUGCUGAGGGCACCAGAAAACAUAGAGUCAGUCUGCAGUCCUGCUCUUCAACACAAGCUAUUCUCUACAAAUUGCACUUGGGAUUUGUCUAUUGCUGUCUACUUGUAGCUCAACAUAUCUGAAAAUGAAACGCUGGUGCAGAGUGCAGUUGGAGCCUUUGCUUUAGGAAGUGGAGCACCUCUGAAGGAAUGAGUCUUCUGCUGUUGUAAAGAUGAUACAGGAGAUGUGUCAUGGACAUAAAAAGGAUUUCUGAUGAAAAUCUAUACGGAAAGCCUUGUGGCCUCAAUCAUUGUUCUGUCUCAGUUCUGUUCCAAUUCUUUUUGUGCA